This is a messenger RNA of Capronia coronata CBS 617.96, 522 nucleotides long. RefSeq lists its product as uncharacterized. The record is from RefSeq and is a predicted model, not a curated record. Gene Ontology annotation, cellular component: membrane. Lineage: Eukaryota; Fungi; Ascomycota; Eurotiomycetes; Chaetothyriales; Herpotrichiellaceae. The coding region runs from base 1 to 522 and encodes 173 amino acids. The transcript is spliced from 3 exons.
AUGUUCCUCAACCAGGUCCUCGUCCUGCGCCUCUUGCAAGGAAUAUUGGCCUUCAUUGCCAUGGCACUCGGAGCAACCGUGGCCAACGCAUUGAACACCCACCAUCCAGCCCUCGCUGUCCCUUCGUCCCUGGUCUUCUUCAUCUUCACAGCCGUCUUCACCAUGCUAGUCACGGUCCCUUACACGAUUGUGGCCCCUCGCUACUUCCCCGUCCUGGCCCACCCGUUCGCCAUGCUCGCAGCCGAAUCCAGCACCGCUCUCUUCUGGCUCAGCGGCUUCGCAGCAAUCGCAGACAUCAUGAGCAAACCGACCAUCUGCGCCAUCGGAGCGUGUCCCUCGGCCAAAGGAUGUAUUGUCGUCGGUGUUUUUGAAUUCAUUCUCUUCGCGACAACCGCUUUCUUCGCUUUCUCCCAUGUCUUCCUCGGCGGUAGAUUCGCUGCUGGAAACAAUGGCCCGAAGAAGCAUCAACAGCAGCAGCAGCCACAAGUACAUCGAGCCUGGGCUGGCGCAGAAGUGGUCUAA